AUGGCUAGACGCUACCUUCUCUCGAAACAAUGGAGGGCCUAUGAGGCUACUAGCAGAGUCCAUACUCGGACCCGCUUCAUUGUCGUGGAGCAACAAGGCUCGAAUUCCGGGUCCUCUCACGGCAAGGAACGUCACGAAAAGAAUGAACCUGAAGAGCCAAGCCAUGGCUGGAAACCUACCUUUUGGAGAGUCAUCGAGGGCAGCGCUACGGCCUUUGGCUCCAUCGCUGUCCUCGGUCUGGCAGGGUACUCCUAUCACGCCUACUACAAAGACCUGGUCCUGCGAAAGAUGGAUAAUGCUUUUGGCGUCGGCUUCUCAACGCCGGAGUUGACAGCUCUUGGACGUCACGUGGCUCCUCACAAGCUUCAUGCCCUUGAUGAUUUCACGGGUCUGGAGGGUGAAAAUGAGUGGAUCCCCCGAGCAGAGCAAGAGCACAUUGAUGGCAUCAUCGACGGGAGUAUUCGAGGCCAAUACCACUUGAUCACGGGAGAAAAGGGAACCGGGAAGAGCUCAAUGAUUCUGAAGGCGAUGCGCAGGGUCAACGGCUCAGGGAUUGCCAUGCUGGAAGCCCAUAGCGAUCUCGAGGUCUUUCGUCUCCGCCUGGGGAAGGCCCUCGACUUUGAGUUCCACGAGGACUAUAUCGGGAGCUUGUUCAGCUUCAAGGGCCCUCGUGAUUCCACCGCCAUCCUCGACAUCGAAAGAGCCUUCAACAAGAUGGAGAAGGUGGCCCUGAUGCGGCAAAGACAUAUCCGGAAGCCGCUGGUCUUGAUCAUCAAUCGCGUUCACGUCCUCCGAGACGACGAUGAUGGACGCGAACUACUCGAGCUGAUCCAGCAGCGGGCAGAAAUGUGGGCGGCAAGUCGCCUCGUCACGGUAGUUUUCACGAGCGACGACCACAGUACUACUGAGCACCUCAAAUGGCAAGCGACGCGGAUAUCCGUGACUGAUGUCCGCGACGUGCCCCGCGAGCCUGCUCUCGAAGCUCUGAAAGGAUUCCGGCAAAAGGUCUUCAAAGAAGAUGUGUCCAGCGAUCUCCUGGAUCAAGUCUACAAGAUGGUUGGCGGACGCGUCCGGUUCCUGGACCACGUCGCCAGAUCAAAAGACAUGCUCGCGACUUGCAAGUUCAUCUGCGACAGGGAGAAGCGUUGGCUCUUGGGCCAGUGCUGGAUCUUGGGCGGCGACAUGGAUCCGGACGCCGAGGAUCAACAAGACCACGCCACUACGGCGUUCUUGCUAGCCAAGGCGUUGAUCGAGAAGGAGAAGGGUAUGAAGCAAGAGGAUGUUCUGGCCGGCAAGCUCCCGGAGAUGCCCCUCCACGAGGCGAGGCAACUUAUGACGAGGGCCGAUUUCAUUCAGAAGCAUGACCACUUUAACAUCUUCUCGAUCGAUUCCAACUCCAUGGUUCGAGCAGAUUCUGUCCCGAUGCAUAAUGCCUUUCGGGAAAUCUGCUCUCAAGAGGGCUUCGACGAGCUUCUUGAGGCCACCUUGGAGAGACUGGAUGAGUUGGAGGGUCUCCAGAGGACCAGGGAGAUUGUAAUGAAGGACUUGGCCAACGAGGGCCAAUUCCAAGCCAUGAUUCGCCAGGCCAAGGCAGGAGGAGACCCCUUGACGGUCACCGUAAAGGCUGUAUCAACUAAAGAGUAG
Molecule: messenger RNA, 1644 nt
Organism: Colletotrichum orchidophilum
Lineage: Eukaryota; Fungi; Ascomycota; Sordariomycetes; Glomerellales; Glomerellaceae
Exons: 2
Coding region: 1-1644 (547 amino acids)
Source: RefSeq, a predicted model, not a curated record